CUGGGUAGGAAAGAUGAGCAAGGUGUCGUUUCGGGCUCGGGCGCUGGACGCCACGAAGCCCAUGCCAGUAUUCCGGGCAGAUGAAAUCCCUGACCUGCCAGAUUUUGCUACCAUCAACAGAUCCGUGCCCCAAAUGCCGACUGGGAUGGAAAAAGAAGAAGAAACGGAGCAUCAUCUGCAAAGGGCGCUGUCUGCACAGCAGGUGUAUGGGACGUCUGAGGCAUUGGUUAUACCGAUUCCUGAGGUUGAAGAUAUCCGUGAAAAGUAUCAACAGUACUAUAAACCGGACUUCAAACUUGGGAAGCAGUAUGUCCAUAUUCAAGCAUUUGGAAUGGAUCAAGAGAUACCGGACUAUGACAUGGACAGUGAUGACGACUCGUGGCUCAAGGAACAGGUUAAGAAGAUGGAGAUAACCCCGCUCAAGUUUGAAGAGAUGAUGGACAGAUUAGAGAAAGGAAGUGGACAACAGGUUGUUACACUACAAGAAGCGAAGCUGCUGUUGAAAGAAGAUGAUGAUCUCAUCAUUUCGGUCUACGAUUAUUGGCUCAACAAACGACUCAAAGUGCAACAAACGUUAAUACCAACUGUAAAGACAGAGAAACGGGAUGGAACGACAACCAAUAAUCCUUACGUUGCGUUCAGGAGGAGAACAGAAAAGAUGCAAACCAGAAAAAAUCGUAAGAAUGAUGAGACGUCGUAUGAGAAGAUGCUGAAACUAAAAAGAGAUCUCAGUCGAGCUGUAACCCUGCUUGAAGUAAUAAAGAGAAGGGAGAAGUCUAAGAAGGAACUGUUGCAGCUUACGAUAGAGAUUUUGGAAAAAAGGUACCAAGGUGGCGACUUCGAAGGCAAACUGUUGGCUGAAGCAGAAGAGGAGCGACACAAACAUCCAUCAUUCAUUCCACCGUUUUACCUGAACCACCAAGGCGAGUGGGUUCAAGGCAUGAAUGGGGAGGAGGUGGUCACUGUACGCAAGAAACGUCCGUACAGGAAGCGAAAACAGCAGCAGCGACAGCAUCAUGACAUACAGCAUCACAUACCAGCACCACACUACGAAGUGGACAUUCUCCAUCAGGAUAUCGAUAGCUCGGACGACGACAUCAUGUCUCCAGGAUUAUCUCCUUCUGAUCACGAAGACGAGAAUGAUCCGGAUGGGCCGUAUGCCUUUAAGAGAAGGAAAAACUGCAGUUACUACACUCCAUUACUUGAUCGUCUUGGAAACUUUGCAUGGACUUCUCCCAAAGAAGGCGGUAUAGGCGACAAAAAAUAUAGGUUUUCUCUCAUGUCACUACCUCCACCAAGAAACUGUGUUGGCUUUGGCCGGAGAAGAAUCGGUCGGGGCGGCAGAGUAAUAAUAGACCGUGGGUUCACGCCGUGGGACGAUUCAUUAGAUCGGUUGGAUCUGACAGACGCAGAAGCACACGGAGACUAUGUUACUUAUAUCAGGGAGAAAAGGAUUCCUCACUUUCGUCCAAGAACACCACCAUCAGACAUUUCCUCACUCAGCGGUUGUCCGUCACCUUUGAGCACUCCAGUUUCAGAGUUUAACUUCGAGAGCUUUCAGUCUCAUCAGGAACAGCUGGCUCAGAUGCAGCGAGAACAACAGGAAAGGUUGCAGGCGUCCGAGCUAGACAUGCCUGUCGAUACUGAAGAGAUGUCUUCUUCAGAAUCAUCACAGUUUUUGUUGGACUCUGCUAGUGCUGAAUUUGCCGUGUCGGCUGUCGUGAAUUCAUCUCAGCUUAAAAGUGUGAAUAUUGGUGCUACUAACUCUCUGACAUCUUCAUCAAAUUCAGCCUCUACAAGUUCAAUUGUUGCGGCAUUAACAUCAAAAAUUAGUGCAACAAAAUUGAAUAUUCCCACACCAACUACGUUGCUGCCAGUGUCGGCACCAGUGUUGCCCACGACAACCACUGCACCAAUGGUCAUACAGUCCACGGUGCAGAAUCCAACGCAAGUGGUUCAUGUACCAACAAAUGGGCCAAAAUCUGGAAACAAAACAACGGGGCUUUCAACUUCACCUGCAGCUAAUGUUUUACAACUUAACUUUCCCAUUUCAAUGUGUUCGUCACUGACGACAUCUCCGGCACCUGUCGCGUCUCUUUCAGCAUCUUCACUGUCAUCCACUUUGUCAUCUAGUCCUGCCAUCACGACACUCCCUCUCACACGAACCAUCGCUACAAACAACAAAAUCAUCUCACCCAAGACGAGCAUACUGAAAUACUCCGCACCAGCUUCUGCCGUGGAUAUUCUCAAACAAACCUGUGAGAAUUCUAGUUCUGUGAACAGUUUCAACAAAGAUAACAAAAUCAUUCCAAUGGACGUCACGUGACCGACUGACCAGGUACGGGUGCAAAACCUCAGGUCAAGGUCGGGUCAUGAUUACACAGCACGUUGUGAUAGCUCCAGCAGCCACGUGAUCGAACCAUUCCACAUUAGCGCCUCGACACGUUGCCAUGGACGACCAGUCCUUGCAGCACGUCGUCUGCGGGCCGAAGAGUGAACUCAAGGACGAGGGGGGUGACCAUGUAUUAUUCAUGUCGGUUUGCCAUUAGGAUAAAAUAUGAAUUGAAAUACGGAACAAAGGCUAUUGAGGAAAACUCAUAGAAUUGGUGUCCGUGUGGAUACAUUAUUAGUGUUUGCAACUGUUUGCUUCUUAUGGUUGCAUCUGUUUAGAAUAGUGGAGGAAGGCAGUGCAUUCUUUUACUGGUAACACAAGUAGGCUAUGGAGUGUGAGUGUUUGUGUGUGUUGGAACAAAUUUACCAAUGCCGUUCUUGGGUGAAGGUAUCGGGGCUUCUAGAAUUUUUAUAAAAUCCACUAGCCAUGGGAUCAGUGAUUUUAAAAAUUUACUAGCCAUGAUUAAAAAUUCAUUAGCCCUACUUUAAGUUUAUACAAUUUUACUAAAUAAUAGUCAAAAUUGGAUAUGUCGUCUAAAGUGAGAAAUAUAGCUUAAAAACAUUUGACACAAAAAAUUAACUAGCUGUCUGGCAUGGCAAUAGUAGUUAUUUACUAGCCCAACAUUGAAUAUCACUAGCCAUGGGAGUGGAGCUACCAUAAUCUAGAAGCCCUGACGUAUUACUGGAGUGCUGACAGAAUUUCAUUGUCAGUCAUCGGGUAUAAUCAAUUUGCACCAGCCCAUCAACUUCUGAUCACACAGUUUGUUAGAAUAUAUAUCAACUUGGCAGGGCUUACAUUGGAAAUAAGUUUAUUUGAGCCAAGUUUCAUAUCUUAAAAAAUUAUUCAAAAGUGGUUCAUUUUAAAGAAAACUUUACUAGUGAAUACAAAAUAAUGCAGCCACUUUGCAUGAAAAUUAGCGAAUGAUCCAAUUUGGCAGUUGACAGGGUGAGCCUUGAUUUUUAUUAGGAUCUUGCUUUUUGUCGUUUUCACCAUAGUGGAGCCUACAAAUUUCACUAAUGUUAUAUUUACAUGCACAUGGAAGUAAAAUUGAAACACAUUUUUUCAUUUUACUAGCAGUGCUUUUGCCUGAGCAUACAGAGUUGGUGAAAUUUUUGGAUUAGAUGCUAUGGAAUUGAAUGCAACCAAUCGACAUGGGGUAUGUGGGGCCUCCCUCAAGAAGAAAAUGGGUUACGUUUAAGGGUUAGGGUUAAGAAAAUCAUGCAGUAAUGAUGAGAGUAAUUAAUAUAUCACACGGUUAACUUGAAAAAAAAAAAAAAAAAAAUUGGCGCCAUACUAAUUUUACCUUCUGGCAGAAACCCUCGGAGGGUAAAAUUAUGUGCCAUAGAAAUCUUGGAAAUAAAUGGAUUUAUUUUUAUAAUUUUUAGAUUGAUUAUAGUAUGAGUUCACCAUAGUGGAGCUUACAAAUUUCGCUAAUUUUAUCUUUAUGUGCACAUGGAAGUAAAUCCGAACUGCAUCACAGUUCAUAUGUAUUUCGUUUGGGUCCUAUUAUUAUUACUUUUUUAUUUUUAUUAUUUCUUUAAAUUUUGAUAGCAGUGUUUUUGCCAGAGGGUAAAAUUAUGUACCCUAAAAUGUUAAAAAAAAAAUAAUGGAUAUAUUUUUAUAAUUUUUUAGAUAGAUUAUAGUGAAAGAAAUGCAAUUUAAAUUUUUCCAUUUUAAAAAUUAUUUAAACACACAACCACCUAGUUGGGGCACUUAUGAUCUGAUUUUUUAUUACAUACCCUAAAAUGUUCUGGCAGAAAUUCUUUACUAAACACUAUGUAACUCUAUGUUAACAUAAGUAGUUCUUAAUCACAUUCUUAUUACACUUAAUAUAGAAUUUUGUAUACAUUUUUUACAAAUUUGUCGCCCAUGUUGUCGGUAUACAUUAGUACCUCACCCAAGAGCAACUAUGUUUAAGAUGGUUAUUGCAAAGAACAAAAAGUACUGUUAUUGUUUUGUUUAGUGGUUUACAUGUAUAAUUGUUUAAUGUACACCAGCUGACUACAGCUCAUAAGUCCAUCUAGUAUAUUGUAAUGUGAUCUUUUACACUUGUUAAUAUUAAAACAAAAACGGUAUUUGUGAUAUAAGAAAAGAAAAAAAACCCUUUAAAUAUAGAAUGACUACACGGUUCUUUCAACAUCGAUUUGAACAAGUAAUCCAUGUAGAGGCUUCAAUGGUCAUAUUUAAUUGUAAAAUAACAAAACCCAUUCUAAACAAGAUGUAAUCCCCCUCCCUCCUCCCAAUAAAAAAACUAAAACAAAAAAUCUUACAUUUUUAACCUCACUAAUUGAGCUUUUUCAGGUGGGUGAUUUAAAAAAAAAAAAAAAAUAUUUUCUUUUUUGUAACAUAAGCUUGCACUUAUCUUUUCAUUAUUUUAAUCGCAAAAUUAUGCGUAAUGGUGUGUAUAAAGUAAAACUAUUCAAUAAGCAAAAAAUUAGUAACUAAUAAUAGUGGAAAUGUUUGAUAUUUUCAAAUUUAAUACAAAUAUAUUAACUGAUCUCUUUUCUUUCUUUUUUUUGUCUUCUUUUUUUGACAAGUGUUAACUUUUGCCCUACCUGCAAAAGGAGAUUUAAUACAGGUUAGAAAAGAAGACUGCCGUGUUAUGAAGUAGAAGUUCAUUUUUGUGCCAAAUUAGUUUGCCUCCGUUCAUAUUCAGUAUUUUUAACAGUCGAUUAGACCCUGUAAUCCUAUAGAUUCACACAAAUUAAAAUGUUGGUUUGAAUUUAAUAGCAAAAUAGCUUUAAAAUAUUUAUUCCUUGUCUUUUGUUAGAUUUCUGCAAGUUUGACUCAUUUUUAAUUCUUCAAAAGCAUACAUUUGAAUUUUAUAUAUUUAAUAAAGAUUUUUUUUAAAAUAAUUAUACAUUCCUAUUUACAGUGGAUACAUUUAACAUCAGGCCUUUGAAAAUUGCAAGCACGAUCAUUCUGUUUGCGUGUUGUUCACGCAAAUCUAAUUUUGCAUAACCUAUUUUUUGUUCGCACAAAAUUUGGAGCACCAUUUACUUGGAUAUAACAAGUUGGGCAAAAACGAAAUGGGUCACCUUGAUUUACUUUGAGUAACAGAUAAAUGGGUCGCGCACAUUUUCAAUUCUCACAGGCCUGAACAUGGAAAAAGCUGGUAAAGAAAUCUAAUUAAAGAUUGUAAAAACCAUACAUGGACUAGUUUCACAUCCAUAACUAGCUCAUUUUAUUUUUAAAUGUGACUUGAAUACAUUUUGGGGGAGGGGGGGUAUUGGGGGAUUGUUUUCUUUUUUCUUUUUUUGUGUUUACAGUGUGGGUGCAGUGAUUGUUUUUUAAUCCCAGUAAAAGGUGAUCAAAAUUCGUAAGCUGUGGUGGGUUUUUUUUUUGUUGGGGUUUUUUUUCUCAAAUUUUUUAUAAUGUAUAUUCACUGAGUUGAACUAGAAUUUGACAACAAGAAUCUUAAAGAAUACUUUCUGCUGUGUAUGAAGUGAAUUUCAGUGUGAACAUUUGAAAAUGUACAUUUACUGUGUGUGUCCUUUGUUUACUGUUCUAUUAAUAGUAUUCAAUGGUAAAACAACACUGAAAGCACUCCACUAAAAACAAAUGGUGGAAAGACGGAAAAGGAGACCCGUAAUGAUGUUGUAGUUGUGAAACUUGCUGUUAACCUGAUAGAAAACGUAAUUGUAUGUUACUGUGGUUGAGAUAAUUUUGCGUGCUGUUGUAGAAGAAAAGUUUCAAAAAUUAUUAACAAAAUAUUGUUAAGACACGUCUGUCUGUAUGUAUGUAUGUAUGUAUGUCUGGACUUGUAAAACACCUUAGCAUGGGAUAUGAAUUAUGGUACAUUUUGAAUUGAAUGUGACGAAAUGAUUGAAUUCUAUAUAAAUGAGUGAGUGUAUAAAGUGCUCCUAUUGGCGAUCACUGUUCUGAAUUGCCCUAUUACCAAUGAUUCAAUGCUUACUCUGGCACUUGCUAAAUUCACCUAUUGCCAAUUUCGAAAACAAUUGGAAAAUUUUAUUUUAAUUUGGCAAAAUAAUUUUGUAUAAAAAUUAAUAUUUUGUUACAAAAUAACUUUUUUUUUUUUUUGAAGUGUAAUAGAUAAUU
This is a messenger RNA of Gigantopelta aegis, 6451 nucleotides long. Its product is annotated as enhancer of polycomb homolog 1-like. Lineage: Eukaryota; Metazoa; Mollusca; Gastropoda; Neomphalida; Peltospiridae. The transcript has 14 exons. Bases 14 to 2326 code for a protein of 770 amino acids. Gene Ontology annotation, biological process: regulation of transcription by RNA polymerase II. The record is from RefSeq and is a predicted model, not a curated record. Gene Ontology annotation, cellular component: piccolo histone acetyltransferase complex.